Molecule: messenger RNA, 675 nt
Organism: Trichoderma aggressivum f. europaeum
Lineage: Eukaryota; Fungi; Ascomycota; Sordariomycetes; Hypocreales; Hypocreaceae
Exons: 2
Coding region: 1-675 (224 amino acids)
Source: RefSeq, a predicted model, not a curated record
AUGCGUCCCAUUUCAGCAACCAAUGCCUUAGUUUUUGGCCUUCUUGGCUUGGCUCCUCUCGCUGCCGGCCUCCCAACAGCUGGAUCUGUAGACAUCGAGCGCCGAUAUGUUGGUUCUGCUGCAGCUCUAUCUACUAAGCUCAUGCGUUCUGUUAUCCCAGGAGUUGAAGCUCGCCACCAUACCGAGGCCCAAAUUGCUGCCAAAGAGAAAGCGGCCGCCAAGAAGGGUGGAAAAAAACAUGCCCGUGGGGAUGAGGUUCCUGAUGAUGAUGAGUUUGGGUCUUGGGCUGAUAAGCGUGAGCCUCAUCAUACCGAGGCCCAAAUUGCUGCCAAGGAGGCUGCUGCCAAGAAAAAAGGUGGAAAGAAGAAUAAUGCUCGUGAAACUGGUGUAGUUCCAGAAGAUGAUGAAUUCGGCUCUUGGGCUGAUAAGCGAGAACCUCAUCACACUGAGGCCCAAAUUGCGGCCAAGGAAGCCGCCGCUGCUCAGAAGAAGGGGGGAAAGAAGAACCACACCCGCGAGACUGAUGAGGUUCCUGAGGACGAUGAGUUUGGAUCUUGGGUUACCAGGCGGGACCCCCAUCACACUGAAGCCCAGAUCACUGCUAAAGAGAAGGCCGCUGCUGAGAAGGGUGGAAAGAAGAAUCAUGCCCGCGAGGCUGAUGAAUGCAGCUCUUAG